AUGGACAUGUUUAUGCUUUGUUUCCUGACCCUCGUGGCCUCAAUGGCCAACACCGCUUUCGCUGUUCCUGCCGUUCUCGGUGGCGGCUUCCCAAGUACCACCAGCGGCGUCGUCAACUCUGGCGUUGAAGGCAUCAUCGCGGAUCCUACCCUCCCACCUCAGAAGACUGGUGGAAUGGACUACAACCCCGAAGACAUCUCACGCGGUCCCGAUCUUGCGACCUUCACCGUCAUAAACAAGCACACCGCGAACAUCAGCACUUCGCACCAAUGCGGCGCCGGUGCACCCACUGCGGUGUCGGGAUUUGUUGGGGAGGGAACUAUGGCCCCGAAUGCUUCAUCCGCUUUUGCUGUUCCCUGGAACUGGACCGGGAAUGUGGCAGUCAUCGACGCGGCGUACUCGCUCACCGGCGACGUGUCUCUAAUCGAGGCGAAUUAUGUGCAGACCUGGACCUCCCAGGUUGCCGUAGUGGACGUUGAUAUCAGCUAUGUGAACGGUUUUACGCUGCCCAUCAUCUGCUCGUGCGAUGGGAAGGUGGUCACCGGCUGCAUAAAGGAUCUCUUUGCCUUGGGAGACUGCCCUAAAAUGGACGACCAGAAUGCCUGCAUCAAUCCCGAGCGCGGCGACAACGUCACUAACACGGCUGCUACAUUUUUCCAGCCAUGCCAGGGCGAGGCAUAUACCUUCCCCAAUGACCAUGGUGCAAAUAGCUAUGGCGAAUGCCAGUCGGGUAGUGUCACUUGCUGCGUCGGGAUGGCUUGCGGCCUGGGAAAGUAG
Molecule: messenger RNA, 777 nt
Organism: Diaporthe amygdali
Lineage: Eukaryota; Fungi; Ascomycota; Sordariomycetes; Diaporthales; Diaporthaceae
Exons: 4
Coding region: 1-777 (258 amino acids)
Source: RefSeq, a predicted model, not a curated record